Lepisosteus oculatus (spotted gar) is the source of this 16215-nucleotide messenger RNA. It is a transcript of the gene nat16, whose product is annotated as N-acetyltransferase 16. Gene Ontology annotation, molecular function: acyltransferase activity, transferring groups other than amino-acyl groups. The record is from RefSeq and is a predicted model, not a curated record. NCBI's taxonomy places the organism in Eukaryota, Metazoa, Chordata, Actinopteri, Semionotiformes, Lepisosteidae.
GAAAAAACAGCGCCGCAUCCCCGCAUCCGCAUCCCAGACGCCCCGCGCACGCCUCCGCCACGCAGUGCCAGAGCCGACCGGCCGCGAACGAGUCCUCCUACCAGGAGCGAGUUGGGAUUUCAAGUGAAAGAACGUAUUUAAGACACCACGUACAGCCCUCUCCCUCUUCCAGCACCUCUGCCUCUCCAGGAUGAAGAUUGAGACUGGCCUGUCACGUUCCCCUGCCCCAGAAGUCGACCCCCAGACUGAGCUGGAGUUCGCGGUGGCAACGGAGGAGGAUUUUGAAGAGAUCAUGGCCAUGAGCCAAGACAUCUACGGAGGGCUGGACUACCUGCCAACACGCUACAAGGCCUGGUUGCAGGAGUCCAACCGCACCGUCAUCUUGGCACGGAAGCAAGGCAAAGUGAUUGCCCUGGAGUCAGUCUGCGUGAUUGAUGAUGGGGAGACCGUGCUGGUGGAGGGGCUGCGUGUUGCCCCCUCAGAGCGGGGCAAAGGUGUGGCCGGGGUGCUGCUCAAGUUCUGCUCACAGCUGAUGAAGGCCAAAUACCCUGAAGUGAAGGUCACCCGCCUCACCCGGGACGACAGGCUGGGACCCAAAGACUUUCAGAAGUACCGACUCAUCACCAAGCAGGGGAUCCUCCUCGUCCGCUUCCGAGCUGAGGACCUCAAGCUGUGUCUGCAGGAGCUGGGGCUGGAGGCGCUGACCCCCGAAGCCACCCCCGACACCCCCCAGCCGGCGGCCCCCGUGCGCCUGGACCCCCUGGCGGCCCGGCACCUCUUCCUGAGCGCCGGGCUGGCGCGGGAUGUCUUGCCCAAUGCCACCAUCGUCCAGGACUGGCAGCCCUUCAAGCCCCUGGCCAGCAACAUGACCAUCCUGCUGAAGAAGGACAUCGACUGGAUGGUGGACGACGCGGAGUCGCCCAGCGUUGCCAGCCUGUGUACCUUCCCCUUCCGCGUGCCCAUCGGCGAGGACUGGUACUACCUCAACAUCGACGUUUUUGGGAAGGACCUGGAGCCCGUGCGGCGCCAGUUCCUUGCCCACCUGCGGCGCCACACGGAGAGCCUCCAGGGCCAUGUCAUGUGCCAGCUCUUCCUCGACCCGCCGCUGUGGCAGCCCCUGGCCGACUUCUGCCGCAACACGCUGAGAGUGGAGCUGGUGAAGGGGUACACCGAGCAGUGUGUGGUGGAGUCCGACCUCGCCUGAGAUGCCCAUUCAGUGCCCCUAACCCCCCAACCUUCCCCCCACCACCCCGGAAAACACAGAAAGAGGAGGAAAAACAGUACAGCACGAUUCCCACUCUGUGAAGAAACGAAAAGCAGAAUGCAAAAGAAACACUGCAAACAAACAAAAAAAGCAACAGCAAUUAAUAACAGCAGCGAAGAUGAAACAAUCAUCACAGAUAUUCCAAGCUCACCUUCCGCCCCUGUUCUCCACCUCAGGAGAUUAAAAAUGAAAGGGGGGUCAGGGAAAAAAAACAAGCAAAGGAACACUGGAUAACAAUGGUAAAGGAAAAAACGUAAUCAAAAAUGAAAGAAGAAAAUUGUUCCCACAAGCUAAACUUCCAGUGUGCUGAGAUACUAACAAAUUUGAGCACAAAACCCAUGCUGAACGUAUAUUGCAUUGCUAAUAUCUUAUGAUGGAUCUGCACAUGUACGCAUAUUUAUUACGUAUUUAUCCGAUUCAGUGUUUAAACCCUUGAAAAACAAGGGACCUGGGCACCAGACCCAUGGUAUUUCAGACUGGCAGCAAACACUUUUCUGUUUCUUCCGAAGAAGUUAUCAUCUGCAGAGCCCCAGCAUGGUCAUUCUGGAAGCCAUAUCGUGGUGGUGGUGGUAGCACUAGCCUGUGAUCUGGACCUGGAGUGAAGGAGGUUUUGCCCAACAUAGAAAAAAUACACUUAAGAGAACAGGCACCAAUGGUUACAGCCCAUUGUGUGUCACAUAAAACCCAGCAAUGUUUUCAAGCAAACGGAAACUGUUUUUCUGCAGAGCACAUGUCCAAAAUCCCUGAAAGGUUUGCCAGGAGAUGAUAAGGUAUUUGUGUCUGCCCAGAUAAAAAAUGACGUUAACUCUUCAUUCCAAGAAUCGUUCUGAGGUUGUACAGUACAGUAUUAACAGUAAUAAUUAAUGCAUCAACCCCAUUUCCUCUCGUUCUCCAUCGAGCAAAGCAAUCGACUACGCGGGGGCUUUGUGGUGUCGGUCUCACAGAGGGUCACAAAGACAGUUAUAUUGGCAUGAGAAAUUUGACUAAUUCCUAGUCUCUUAAUUUUAUUUGAAAUUGUUUGCUGUGGUUAGCUGCUAUUUCACCCAGGAAGGAUAAUACUAGAGUAAAAUACUGGAACAGUAGCUUGUUCCCUUCAGUACAAAAACUUUUAAGUAUUCAGGUUUUAUGUAUGAUGUCAUGUGAGUGCAAUUUAGCCUGAUUUAGAUGCUAAAAUCUUAUCCUGGCACUCACACAGACAUUUAUUUUACUGUGAUUUACAGUUUUGCAUUCAAUUCCUAAUUAGAGACUCAAAAUUUGAAACAAAUUCAUUUACUUUUAUGAAAACCCCUUUCAUGUAGCACUACAGAGUUUGUCUUAUUUAUAUAUGAGUGAACCAUGCUCUAAAGAAGAAUUAUAUUUAUAUAUGGAAUAUAUAAGUGGCAUUUUUUAGAUGUGGAAAGAAAAUGGCGGUGCCCUACGCUGGAAUAUUGUAGAUAUAUUAUCUUCUCGUAAUUUAUUUAUUAUUUAGAAUUAAAUAGUACUUGCUAUUGUCCCCAAUAUUUCAAUUUUUUAAAACUUAUUUAUGUGGCAUUCCAAUGUGAAGAGAUUCAGUUUGCUUUUCCUGGGGGGGAUCAGCAAACAGCAUUUUAAACCAACAGCCGCAAGCUAAAUUCUAAACCAUUCGUUAAUAGGUAUUAAAAAGAUGACAUAGUAACGGAUAUUUGCAGUCAGGAUGACAACAAUCUAAACCCUGAAAUAGUCCCUGUUUAAAAACUGUUUCUGGGGUGUAUAGGCCCAUAAAACUAGACAGGGAGACUCGCUGCCAGAAAUAACAGGACGCUGUCACAUGUUGACCAUCUGGCAGACUGGCAUGGCAUCAGAAAUUGGUACACUACUGUUCUGACUUGUACAUUGAAAAUAUGUUAAUUUCAAUGCACAGAAGACCAUUUUGCUGCUGUUAAAAAAAAACUCACCUUGCGAGAUACUUUUCAAACACCCCUAUCAAGCCUGCUCGGCACAUAUCAAGUUCUGACAGGCAAAUAGGCAAGUCUCAUUUCCAGCAGAAAGAAUAAAUAAAUGAUCAGGAGACAGCGGAACAGCAGCAGGACACAGGGACCACAGAUGAGGUCAGAGUUUCUGAUGCAUGGCAGGGAAACGAAUAGACAUCACGUCAGAGCACCCAUAGGGAUGCGUGUUACACAGGAAGAAGACAAACAUACGAGCAGUGAAAGGCAUUGCGGACAUGCAAUACUGUACAGAAAAGUCAAUGUACAUCCCAGUACAUGAUUUUGUGCAAAUUUGCCUUUUUUCGUGUGUGUGUGUACAAAGCUAAAUUUCGUCACCGCGUGAUGGUAAUGCAAAUAAUGAGGAAAAAUUAAUACUUUUUUAAUUUUGAUACUCAUGAGGUCAAUUCUCAUAUAGAGAUGGAAGACAAGAUGCUAUGAUAUUCUUCUAACCUUAGUUUAGUACUCGUGAUUGGCAUACUUCUAAGCCAGAUUAGUUUUUUUUUAAAUCUUCAAAAAGCAAAGGAAGAAUCCGAUGUUUUAAUUUCCUAACAGUGAGCACUCUCCUACCAGUAUUACUUAACCAAACAGCUAGAUUGUCUCACGCUUUGGACAGGUGUUACUUUGAAAAAGGUAUCAGUGGAGGUCCGCACUUUAGGGAAGCUUGGUUUCCUGACAGGAAGGGAACAUUUAAAACGUUGAACCUGGAGGAAAGUGACGGAGCAGGAGGGGGGAUUCCUUAAUGGUGAACCAUACCGCAACGAGCAAAUUCCUCUCCCUCGAUUUGAAAAAUUCGUCAGCCUCCAUAUUAACACAUAAAAACACAUCCACUCCCUCAGUCAAUGCGCCUACAGAAAAAAACUCUGUUCGCACUGUGAACGGGAAGAAAGGGAGAGACAACCACAGCCAGUGUGAACAGGAAAAGGAAAACUCAGCAUUUACUUUGGGAUUUUUUUGUUUCAAAAGGACUAAUAUGUAGCUUUUUUUUUUAAUUUGACACAUGUGUUUUUGUCAAGAUUGAAUGGAUAUGAACGAAGUUUUUGCCUACACCUCUCCCCCAGUGAAAGUCAAAGGAAGGAUAUCGAGAACUGCAAUCUCAAAGUUUCUCCCUUUUCUGUAUUUGCAAAGACUGGUGACAUCUAAAAACUGGGAAAACAAUAUAAAUUUAUGCAUAUAUUUUGGAAAUUACUGGAAGAGAAGAAACUUGUAAAAUGUCCAAAUCUAUAAUCUCCUUUGGCAAUGUUUGACUUUAAGACAAUUCACAGCACAUUUCCAAUGACUGAAAGAGUGAAUCACAAGAUUUCAGAUUCUACACCAUCUGUUCAUAAUAUCCAGUAACACAAAGAAUUACUUAACACAAAGACUGACUUACUACAGUAAACUGGCAACCAACGCUUUUGAAAAAACCUUACUGUACAUAUUAAAUUGGUGUUUUUCUCCACCUCACAAGAGAAGUUCUUAAAGUUAUGCACUCAUCUGAGGAAAUAUGUCCACUUGGUUUAUCGUCACUAAUGAUCCAGACACACGGACAACCAUUUCAGAUCAGCUAAGAGCUUGAUCCAGAGAAGAGCUUGGAGAGCAUGGUUUCAUUCCAUAUUCUGGACAGAGUGACCUAGUCCUGCUGCUGCUGAUGGCUAGGAAGAAGACUACUACUCUGAGAAUGCACUUUAACCCUUCUGCAAAACCCCACCCAUUUGAAAUCCCAAACCCAAUCCACCCCAUCCCCCUUCCAAUCCAGGACCUCAAGGGAGAGGGGAAAUUUCAUUUCGGUCAACCUAUUGUCAAAGUUGCAAGUGCGCUCCAGUUACAGCCUAGUCUCUUACUGGCAUCUUGAGCAAGUUGCUGAAACCACAAAGGGAUCUCUGAAGAACAACAAGAUCUGAACCCCCUGCUGUCUGACAUUUUACCAACAGAGAGGAACGCAAAAUCCAUCACUCCAAAGCAAGCAAUUAAUGUGAGUGAAGACAAGUUUUAUCAGAUGACACACAGACAAGGGCUUUGAUGCAGAAGCUUACCUGGGCUUUUGCUCUGUGGCAGUAACUGCUGUAGAUGAGUUUCCUCUAGGGCAUAAAAGUAACAGGUCAUGGGGCUCUGCACUGUGGGUUAACACUUGCAUUGGGUUGCUAAACUGCUGACAAGGAUCCAGAUACAAUGGGUGAAUUGUUUAGUUGGUUGUGCUCUUCAGUGGGUGGUCUUCAAGGAUCCCAGACUGUGCCCUGCAUUUCACCGCUGCACUGCCCUGCCGAUCAGCUCCUGUAUUGCAGCAGUGCAACCUGGGAUUCGGACACAAGUCCCCUGGCACAGCCUUAGCUGGUUUCUACAUCACAGCCCAGUGUUUGUGGAUGUGUCCCAGAAAUCUGAUAUAGGAUUUGAGGCCACAAGUUGGUCACAGUGAGUUUGGCAUCCUGAGCUGCAUGGUUUGCAUUUCAGAAGGUAAAUUGGAAGUGACAACAUAACAAAAGAGGUCAUUUGCAUUGUGUUUAAAUUAUAAUUGCUAGAUAUCCAGCACCCCCCCGUAUUUUCUGUUAUGGGAUAUUAUACUAUGCUGGGCUGGGCCUCUCCCACCCUAGGCCUUUGUGAUCCCAUGCAAAUGUGGCCAACAGCUGCUGCCCCCCAAAGGUGGGCAGUGGAACUGCAUCUUUACUCUCCAAUGGACAAGUUCAUAUUUUAGACUUUUAAAUCAACAGUGCUGGAAUCCGUAACCCUCACCCUGAAUAUUUUGGAAGAGGUACUACACAGCAGUUUCCCUGUCCUAUUUCUGAUCUUUGAUCUGCUCUUCUGGGCUUGCUACAAGCUCUGGGAGAAUGGAAGGGCAUUAUGAUCAAAGCCACCAUCUCAUCCUGACCAACACCAAACCCAGUGCCAAAUGUCACAACUCAACAAAUGAGUAUUGGAACCAAUACUUUGUUGCACUUUAAUGCCUCUUAGUAUAUAUCAAAAUCUGGAUGAGCACUGUAAAUGCUGUGAGAUAUUCAUACAAUAGAUUAAUUGAUACCCAGAUUGCACAGCCCUACUAAAUAGGAAUAAACUGAAGGGCAUUUAGAUAAGACAGGCAAACUGACAGAGAGAAAGGCAGAGAUGUCCUCACACUGCCUGUGACGUCCUGCACAGGCAUAUAUUAGCCCUGUUCAGAAAGGUCUUCAUUCAUUAUUUAGCUUUUAGGUUUUCCAAGGCAACUUCUUUCUAUUCAAAGUUUGAAUUUUGUGUAUCUCAAAACUAAAGAAUAAGACAGGGCUUACAAGCAGUGUUUUCAUCAAAAAAGCUCCUUCUCUCCCAUUCCCUCUGUCUUUGCUGACCUUUGCUAGAGACGCUCUGAUCGUUUUAGACUACGACCCCAGUAACACACACUGCACUGAGGGCACUAACAGAAACCCUUCAGCACACCAGGAAACUACAAACCUAUAUUUUUAAACAUUUUUCAUAUGUGCAGUGUGUGUACAUGGAUAUCCUUCAUAUACAUGUGCUGGGACUGCUAUCAAUAAUCUCCUUUUGUGUUUUUAUUUUUCUAUUUAAUUGCAUUUUGAGGGCACUAUGAAACCAUAUGACCGAAUGUUGAAGCAAUCUAAUGGCGUCAUGCCUUCUGGUUGUGCCGCUGUAAGACUUGAAAGGUGAUUUUCUGCAUUUACCAUACAUUUCCUCUGUGAUGUACACUAUUUACCUGGCUGUCACUGGUCUUCAAAGGUUUUACCAUUACUUCCCAUGUUUGACUGCACUAUGAUGUAGUAAUAAUGUAGUCCUAGUUUCCUAGUAGUAGCUUGUAAUGCUGGUAUAGUUAAUUAUUGGAUGUUUAACAUGGAAAAGUGUGGUAUUUGCUUGGUCUAGUGCGGUCAAGUACAAUGGAAACAUGGUAAUAUCAUAUUAAAGGGCAGUAAAGGCUAGGUAGACUAGUUUGACAUGAAAUAAUGGGUCCCUGUGUGAACUUACCGUGCCCUUUUAUUCACCAGAGUAUUUGAGUAUCUCUGCAGCACUUUAUAAAACUGUGGGAGGAUUGUUAGACAAGUGAAGCCUUUUCCCACUUUUGCCAGAGGUGCAGCUGGGGAUAGAGUCUGUAGGGAGUCACAGCUAGAAACAGGAAACUGCAAAGAGGUCAUACUGCACUGUUUUGGCAUAGGUAAAGGUGGAAUGAGUUCUGGAUAUUUUGGGAAGGAACAACAAAAUGAAUUACUUGGUGACCUUCACUUGGUGACCUUCACAAUUACAGUUAUGUAUCUCCUAUUCUGCAGAGCCGCAUGGCUGCGACUUUGCAGGUACAGUAGACCUGCCUACUGAAUUUAACUCCCCCAUGGCAUUCACAUGCUGGGAUUGUCAGAACUGUUAACACUGAAAUCCUAAAAAUUCUCAUUCCCCUUUUUUUUUGUUGGGUUCUGUUCUACAUUAUAUAUAGAAUUUCUUUCUGUUUUAGUAACUUGGUUUGUUUCUGAUUUUCUCUGGCAAAAUAAUUCCUGAUCAUUUCAACCCCCCCUCUCAUCUAUAUUUUCUCCAUACAACAUCUUUCAAAUCUCAGUCCAAUCGCCCAUUUCUGAUAGAGCUGCUUUCAAGCAACCUAUUCAAUCUAUUCAAACAAAAAAAUGGAAAACUGACUACUAUAAAGGGAGUCUGUUUCCAGUCGAAUUGUUUCCGUUACCACAGGCUUGCUUUCCCUGAAAUCAGGCUAUCUGCAACCCACCCACCGUUUAGAAGAAGGAUGGAUCUUUUUUCAUUUCUUCUGAUUAGAGAUGUGAGGUGGAGGAGCAGGUGGUGAGCAGGGAGAGAUCAGAAAAUGUUAAAUUGGACAUUUGCCAUUGGUCACAGCCUGGGAUUUAAACCGUGGCAUUGUAGCUUUCCCUGUUGGGAACUGCUGUAUUUUGAAUACAAGCAAUUGGAAAAGUUAAUGUAAAAGCUGUUGGUGAAAGGAAAUAUUUACUUCCUUCCCUGUUCUGACUAGAACUAACCAGAUAGGUUUAUUAUGUCACGGUUGCCUCCUGAGUGAUACAUACUCUAUUUCUGUUACUUUUGCUCACAGCUGUUACAUACCUGUGCAAUUGUGAAUUGAAGUCAGUGACGAAGCUGAGAUCUACACAUCAUUUUACAAGGACAAUCACCCAACUAACAGCAGGGAAGAAAUACAGUGGAAAAUGAUCAUAGUCACAUGGUCAGUGCCACAAAGGCUGGGUUAUUAGACAUGCCAUAGUCAAGGUUAUUUUAAAAGGCAGCUCAACAGCACCUCCUGUGGCCUGCUAUGCACCUGCAGGCUUGCAGUGACAUCACUGAGAGCAGUUAAGCUCCUCCAAUUGGUGUGAACAGCCUAUCAAUAUGACCACUCUUCAAGAACAAUAAAGUGAAAUAGUCACUGUGCAACUAGAGACAAAUGACUGAAAAGGAAGCUGUAACUUUUAUCCAAAUCUUGAAAAAAGACCAAAUAGGCAGCUACAUAACCAGAGAAAAGGAAGCAAGGUUCUUCCAUGAUUAUUUGGUCCAAGGUGCAUUUUUCUGACAGCCAGUUUUUAAAUACAUUUGAGAAGAAUCAUGUGGCAAGAGCAUUAGAGAAGCAAAAGAAAAAUAAAUCAUAUUUUCUUUAUGGUCCAAGUUUGUAGCUGCAUAAGCAUGAGUAGACUGCAAAGUAACAAGUAAAGGUUUAUUCCAUGCUUAAAAAAGAAGAAAAAAUAGGGUGUGAACACAUUACCUUUAUUUUUACUCAGACCGAGGUUUAGGAUUUUUAACUGGAUAUUAUGCAGACAUAAAAGGGGAGCAAAUAUAAAAGGCUGGAAUGUCAUCCUGACAAACAGCUGUAGUGCAAUUUAUGAUUGGAGCAAUGGUAUGGAUUUAACUGGGGAGAUUCUGAAUAGGUUGUACAUGUAAACUGAGAUUCUCUGUCGGGGGUAAGAGGGGAGUGAGUUUUCCACUUUCGCUCCUAGUAAUGGAAACAAAGGCAAAGGGUCAGCACAGGGAGACCUGUUACCUGAGAGGCAGUGUAAGUCUGCCUCAAUUCAAUUACCAAUUCAUUCAGGAGGACAGCACCUGGGGGACACAGGAAAGAGGAUCUAUUGGUAACGGCUCCUUAUUUUCCAAUGUUCCUCCUACAUAAUCAGCCCCAACAGCUGGCUUAGGAAAGCACCUCACAAAAGUAUGUGAACCAAAAAUGGAAAAAGGAGUAUAUUCCUUUCAUUCUGGUUUACCACUUUACAGUCAGCAUUUACAACAAAAACCCCAGACUAGGACAGAUAUGACAAUUCCAGCAACAGAACAUAGAUCUUUCUUGCUUCAAAUUAUUGUCUCAUAUCGAAGGGUGAUUUAGCUAAUGAAUUGCAACUUACUGUUGAACAACAAAUGAAAAGAGUCUUAUUUUUCUAGAAUUUCGGAAAGCAAAAUACGUACCCUCUAAUUGUUUAAAAACUAGUACAGAAAUUGAAAUCCCAGUGUCUGGGGAUUUUUCUUUCCCCAGCAGAAAAGAAAAAUAAUUGUUUAAUAACACAAUGUCACAUUUUAGAUUUAAAUCUUUUUUUUUGUUCUCCUUCCCUGUCAUUCUAUUAUUUUUGCCGCCAUGUUCUCUGAUCAAUACAAAUGUUUUUAUAUAAUAUAUAUUUUUCUAACUGGUUCACAUCUGUGAAAAUGAAUAGAAGAAAAGAAAGAAGAGUACAAAAAACAGCAAGGUGGACCACUGUCCUCUUCAGUAUGAAGGGUGGCAAGGAUCUGAGCUGUCACUAUACUGUCUGCAACGCAGAGGGAAAUCUCAUUUCAUUUCAUUAGGGAUAGAUGGCGAGACUUUGAAUUGGAGUAUGCAAGAGGUGUGCACCCAAGUUCUACACAUUCCUAAACCAUCUCAGUAUUGCAGAGGGUACGCUAGCCUUCUCUUCCCUCUGUCACUGUCGCCAGCCACAUGCUGACCAAUCACAGAACCACACACGUGUGCACAGCAUAUUUAUAAGUAAUCUCAAUCUGUAGGCCCAUGCAGUAACGCAAAAGCCAGACUGCAAAAUCUUUUUUUCUGGCUUCCACGUAGCAGCUGGCAUAUCUCUGAACGUUUGAGGAGAAAAACAAAAAUUUGUUCUCGAAAUUUAAGAGCAGGCGCAGUGAAGAUAACCGUGUGGCAGCGGACUGAAUAAUGCACUGAUCCAGCGAAACAAUCUGAGCUCAGAACAUUUGCUUUUUUUCCUCUUCUUCUGCUUUCCUCUUUUCAUUGGUCUUAUUGCAUAAUGCAAAACACUGUUUGAACUGUAAGCAAUGAACUUGAAUAUUAAUGGAGGGGUGGGGGGGAGGGGGUAUGUGUUGUUUGCACACUGAGAGAGACUUGUUGGGUGUUCUUCUUAGAGUCGCAAGUAGAGAUCCAACAGUAGUUUUCUUUGGGGCAUACAAUACAUAGUGCAGCUGGUCUGUGUAGGCCUCUCAUACAGUUACAUAAAUCAAUGCGUUUAGAGAGAGGCUUGAUGCCACACAGACUUGCACUUUACAAAAUGUUAGGUAAAGACAUUUUACAUCACGUGCUGAAGUCACACCCAUAGUCGAAAAUCCAUCCACAUAGCUCUCCGCUGUAUGGCUGUGUGCCAUUAUGACAUUUUAGAGCAUGACCCCAGAGAAAGGUGUUCUGGAGUCAUGUGCAGAGGUACUACAUAGAGAACACCCAACAGAGGGCACUGUUAUUUCAGUCUUGGGAGCCUGUGGCCAUUCCUGGUUUUUGGAUGUAAGACACACCGAAUCAUCUUUAUUUUAAAACAUUCACCCCUUUGCACUGCAGUUGAAAUAGUGCAGUACUCUUAUAAAUACAAAUGACCACAUGCACUGCCCACAGUUGGUAUUUAACCCCACUGUGGAAUGCAUGCAUUUUCUCAAAUCAAAUCAAAGUUUAUUUAUCAAAUGCACAACAAUACAGCGUGCAGCAGUAGUUGCUGGCAAUGAACUGUCUUUAUUAUGACCAGCCUUGCACUAAGUGUACUUCAGGAAGUUUCUGAGAAAAUUCUGCAAACUCAAAAAAAGCAAAAAUCCAGGUCUCAGUAAAUCCCCUCACUUGUUCUUGCGCACAAGGUCUGAGAAUGGGAAAGCCAAAGGCAAUGCUUUCAUUAAUCCGGCAGGUUUAUAAUCCUGCAUGAUGAUUUGAACUCCAGACGAGAUUAUCUGAAAAAAUAACAUUUUAAAACAACAAAAUCUAGUAACAACAGAGUGGAUUUGCCGUGAAAGGACAUUCCUCUUGCUAGCCGGUCUGUCAGCUGUCUGUUUUUUGAAAGCAAAUCCUGCUCUUAAUUACUGAGCUCACCUGUCCUCACCCUCUCACUCACGAUAGUUCAUUCAAAUCAAGACAGUUGCCAGAUGUUAAAAUACCCUUCACCUCUUUAUUUCUGAAAUCAAUACGUCUAUAUCCAGUCUUCAAUUUUCUCAUUUGCCCCACCUAGUGGCCAAAAAGUAUGGCACAUUGGAUAAUAUAAAUACCGUCAUUGUAGAGGUCUUUCAAAAGUCAUUUGAAGGGCUGCGGCUUUCAUGUCACAUUUAUUGCUCUCAUAGCAAAACAUGUAGAGGAGGUAAAAUUGUUUAAUCCAAAAGUUCUAUGUUUGAAGGCAGACACCAUUACUCCUCCAUUAAACUAAUUUUGUGAGGAAAAUCGGAGAGCACAGAAAACACACCCCCGCCAGCACAAAAGGAAGGACAAAACCCAUUCUGAAAAAAAGGGGGAUAUGUAUAAUUGUUCAUAUUCUAAGAAUGAGUGGUAUAUAACAUUAACAGUGGUUAAAAGUACGAGACAUUCCAUAUACUGACUUAGUUUAUUAUAAAUCGAUCACAAAUUUUCAAGAAAUGCUAUCAUGACUCGCGUUCAACUAGUCUCCAUGUAGUUCUCCCCUUAAGAUAAUGAAAUAGUGGAACAGUCCAUUGUCUAUUUGGCGGGCAGGGUACCAUUUAAACUUCCGGUUCCUGUCUACAUUAACUACAGUUAGGAUUUAGAGUUUUUGAAAAAGAUUGUUUCAAACGCUUGGAAAUAAAGAUUUGUCUAAAAAGUAUCAACACACCAGAGACCGAGGCGGGUGAUAGGAUCUUUUCUCUGAAAAUGGGGGGAAAAAAAGGAUGAUUCGGUGUUCAAAAUGUUCCUUGAUGUGUAUUUUCCAGUUCUUACAAUGUUUGUUUACAAUCUCUGGGCAAACCGACGACGCUUAUGAUGGAGAGCGCCUUUCCGGCCUUUGAAUUCGCCGAUUUUAUGUUCAAUGUUUAAAAAAAAGAUGCAUUACUAUUUUAAAUACAAGAUUUUUAAAUGACAAACCGCGAGAGGUCUAUGGGAGUUUCUUGGUUUUUGCACUGUGUGACAGUAAUGGGGUGUGAAUGUUAGGGUUGGUGUCAGGAGGAUAGGUUUACAACGAGCCUCGUGACAACAAUAACGAGUAAAAACCGUUUAACGUUUGAUUUUGUACUAAUUCUCCUCGUUUUUUCUGGUGGGGAGGCAGUCUUUCGACGCUGCAUCAGAAUGGGAGACAGGGAUGGGGGCACUGGUUCAUUAAUUUUCAGGAUACUGACGAGAACGUUAGAUAAAAGUCUAGUGAAAAAUAUAACUAAUUAUAAUAAUAGUAAUAUAAAAAAUUCGUUGUAAACCUAGCCAUUCAAUGAAUAUAUAUUUUAAAGCUUGUAUAAAAUAACUUUUUAGUUUGUUAUUUUUGGGUUGGCGCUAUUAGUAACCGGUAUUCGUUGUUUGCUUGCAUUUUCAUAACAUUGUAAUAACAAUAGUAACAAUACUGUACUUGUGUGCUUUAACAGGAGAACCACUCUAUAGAAAUGAUAAGUAAUUUAGUGUAAAUCUCUCUAUAUACAUAUUUAGUUCUUUCAUAAAUAGACUAUAAACCUAAUUGUUAGCAAAGGUUGAAGCUGUUGCAUUGUAAAAGCCAAUGUUUGUGAACUGUAGAGCUUGUUGAAGUCGGUGAUCGUGCUGCUGCAGUGUUUCGAAGACAAGCCCCGCUCAAUGUGUGCUGUAGUAGUCUUGAGACAGGAAAGCAGUGAACAAGAAAAAAAAAUGUCAAAGAGUCGAAACAGCACUGCGGACUCGCGUCGCCUUGUCUUUUUCAGGCCUUUAUUUUUGCUUUGCUUUUUGAGUUGUAUCCCUUGUUUGUGUUUUUUGUUGGUGUCGUUAAAAGAGAAAUCUGUCGAUAAAAUGCAUGCGAUCCUUUUGAGCUGAGGCCAUCAUGCAGAGGUUCAUUGUGGUUGGGUGCCAGUAAAAAGCAAAAGAGAAAACUACAGGAACUUAAACAGAAUUGGAGGGGUCACCUCAUAUGUUCCGACGGAUAAAUGCCGUAGAAAUGUUUCCAUUGUGACUGUGGAAAAGCUCUCCAGAUUUAUCCACUUAGACCUAUUUAUCCUGCAACCCCUCCGACAGCGCCUCCCAGCAUCCAAAUGAACAGAUCCCAGUUUGACACCAUAUUUUACUGGUCUUUAUCCUAAGAGGAAAGAACAAUCGACACAGCUGUGUUCUUAUUGUGGAACUGACAAAAUGAGAAAAAAAGGCAGGUCUUGCUUGCUUCUGGAGUGUUUUCAAUUAGACUAGUAGUGAAGGCAUACUUGAAAUUGUCAGGUUUUUCCAAUGGUGCCACUGGACACCCUUCUCUCUCCAGCUGAUCUUUCAAGAAUUAUUUAUGGUCAAGUCUCUCAAACUCCAAAUCAUAUUUUAUUAAGGUGGUCGGUCAGGCCAGUAAUGACACACUCCGCACCUCAGGAGUUAAUGUCUCGGGUAGACGUACAACAUCUGAAAUUUAAAGAGAACUAGAAAUCCUGCUCAGCUGUGAAUCUCACUUUUUCCCCUGAUGCUGCCCCAGGUUUUUUCUAAACUCUAUGCCCAGCUCAUCCUGAAAUUCACAAUUCCAAACGUCAGGUCCAGCCCAACUCUACAACAAAACCCUAAGUUCUAAAACUAAUACUAAAUCUAUAUCUGGUGCUAAACCUGAAUCUGGCCCAAAACCUACAUUCUUUAACCAAACCCUAACUCAAACAAGCCAAAAUUAAUUCCAGGAUUUCACUCUUGCCCUAAAACCCACCAUGUUCCUUACCAUAACUGAACUCUGUACACUGAAGCCUUUACUGCCCCUUCUCCAACCUUGUCUAUCCUAAAUGUGGCUUGUUCCAAACUACUAAAAAUAUUUAUUUUCCUUGAUACACCAUGAGGCUUGUAAACAAGUGAACCUGAAAUCCUCUCUUCACUCUCACUCCUCCAAAACAACAGGAUCAGAAAAGAUUUGAAUUCUCAAUGUUGAAAGGUUUUGGAAGCAUAACAUAUACUUAACACGUAUAGAUACUGUAUAUAGACAUACGGUUGUGUUAUGGAUACAGUUUGUGAGGACUGCAGAGGUUGGUACAGGACAUUUUUCAAUAAUUCCAGUGCAUUGCAAUCACUUCUUAUGGAAAUCUCAGAAACACACAAUUCCCAGAAAUUCCCAGAACGCUCUUGAUCACCACCCAAGAAUGAUAUAGGUCGUGAGCCUAGUUACUUUUGCCUAAGUAUAAAAUAGUGUCAUAUUUAAAAGAGCUGGAAAGCAUUGUGAGAGCUGCGUGUUGGUUUUUGAGAAAAUGUAAAAAGAUUACACAAACCAGUCCAAAUGACGUUUUCAGAGUUACGGUGAUGGAAUUGAUGUAAAAAUCCAUUCGGGCCUGCAAACAUUGCUGGAGUGGUGUCUGCGCCUGCUAGCAAAAUCAUAGCUCCUUCAGUAGUGGACCUAAUUCACAACUAUGCCAUAACAGCGUCAUGUCUGACCACUAACUGUGGUCCCAUCAGUAAGUCAGCUCCAUACACUUGUGAACUCGCUGCCUCUCCCACAUCACCUAUUUGACACUUUGUGGUAACAUCCUGUUGCCCAGAUGCAGAAGCAUGCCUGUCCACAGGGAGCUUUUGACACACAGGAAACCUGGAGAUGAGUGUCUCAAAGCUGUGACACUAACCUAGCAUUGCCAGUAGAUUCUAUCAACAGGAUAGGAAUUGUUUUAUCAAAAUACAAAUACCUUAUUAGAAGGUAAAAUUAUAGAGGUUGUGAAGCAGCUCAUUGAGGAAAAGUGUUUUAUUGUCCACACCAGCAGAACUUUAGCGUACGUGGAAAAAAAAAAGUAACCAGGAAGUUGGAAUGAGGCAGAGUCCCAGGAUGUCAUGGGUAGCUGCUGGGCUUGACAUUCAGUCCAGGUUAUCUCAGAUGGAUGUUUGUUUUUGGUUAUACCAGCCCUCAGUGCCUAUCCCCUCCAUUACAUCUACAGCUUAUAUUGGUGCUGCUGAAUGGCAGUCAAAGUUAUAGUGAACAGGCUGACCACUCUCGUUGGAAUUAAUUUACAGUACUGAUUGGCUGAUCAGACUCCCUAGAGUGAAGAGCAUCAUUGCAGUCCUGCUUAUAGUCAGUAAGCUCAAUGGGAUGACUGGCUGCUAAGUACUAGGCACUGAUAUGCUGGUCCUAAUCAGGAUAAAGAGAACCUAAUUCCCCUGUGCUGACAAGAGUGGGAUUUGAAAAUCACCCCUUUUUUGUGCUGAGUAAAAAAAUAAAUAUAGUUGAAGCUCAAGGUUUGUGUAGAUCAUCCCCCUAUAUGCAAACAGCUUGUGAUGCCCAUUUCCCUCCCAAAACAGCUAUGGUCAUUAGUUUAUUAGUUAAUGAACUAUAAUGGUAAAGAGAUUGUAUCCUCGGAGCAUUGCUGUCGGAGGAUGUUGGCAAACUCAGCAGUUUUAAAUUCUCUAAGCUCAAAGCUGUUUGGCAUUCCUUGUACUUAAUCAGCUUAGACACUAAAAAUUGUGUCAUAUUUAAUUCUUAAACCAUGCCUAGUUCUUUCAGGAUCAUGGACGUCUCUCUCAUUGGGAUAUGCACUGUAUGGUGUUGUCAUAGCUGGCCUAGCUAGUAUGUAGUGCUUGUGUGCAUGUGUGUUAUUGUGUGUUUUUGUGUUGUAGUCUGUGCCGCUAUCCUGCCUUCAAAAUGUCUCAGCAAGGCGCUGAUCUUGUGUUGUGAAUUAAUUAGUUAUAGCAGUGAUACUAUUUCCAAUGUGCCCUGUAUUGCACCUCCCAAAUAAAUAAUAAGCAAAAAAUCUAAAAAAAAAAAAAAA